Molecule: messenger RNA, 516 nt
Organism: Penaeus indicus
Lineage: Eukaryota; Metazoa; Arthropoda; Malacostraca; Decapoda; Penaeidae
Product: keratin-associated protein 19-2-like
Exons: 2
Coding region: 1-516 (171 amino acids)
Source: RefSeq, a predicted model, not a curated record
AUGGUGCGUCAGAGAUUCAGUUCAUACACGCUAGAUGGCUAUUUUCUCCAAAUAUUUGAAAAAAAAGUAAAUCUCAAUUCUCUGUUGCCAACCUUUGAUACGGAAAAUGUAAAUUACCUUUAUUCCCAACAGCGCGUAGCCCUCGUAGCAGUACUUGUGCUGGUGAUGGUCGCCAUGGCAAUGGCAGACCCUGACCCCGGGUAUGGGAAAGGGCAUGGCGGCCAUGGCCACGGAGGGUACGGCAAGGGCCAUAGCCACGGAGGGUACGGCAAAGGCCAUGGCCAUGGUGGAUACGGUAAGGGCCAUGGUCACGGAGGAUACGGCAAGGGCCAUGGCCACGGAGGGUACGGUAAGGGCCAUGGCCACGGAGGGUACGGCAAGGGCCAUGGCCAUGGAGGAUACGGCAAAGGACAUGGGGGAGGCUACGGGCACGGAGGAUAUGGCAAAGGUCACGGCGGAGGCUAUGGACAUGGCGGUCACGGAGGCUACGGACACGGGGGUCAUGGUUACCAUUAA